This is a messenger RNA of Ricinus communis (castor bean), 2010 nucleotides long. Its product is annotated as ATP-dependent 6-phosphofructokinase 3. The record is from RefSeq and is a predicted model, not a curated record. Gene Ontology annotation, cellular component: cytoplasm. Gene Ontology annotation, biological process: glycolytic process; fructose 6-phosphate metabolic process. The coding region runs from base 117 to 1748 and encodes 543 amino acids. Lineage: Eukaryota; Viridiplantae; Streptophyta; Magnoliopsida; Malpighiales; Euphorbiaceae. The transcript is spliced from 13 exons. Gene Ontology annotation, molecular function: 6-phosphofructokinase activity; ATP binding.
UAACUAAAAUUAAAAACAGUCUCCACCAUCCAAUAACUCCCCAAUCAACGGCUACAAAUAGACCUCUCCGUCCCCCUCCGGCUCUCACUUGCAAUACAAGCAAAAAAAUCAUAAAAAUGGACACCAUUUCUAGCUCUGCUUCACUCUCCACUCCACGAUUUCGGUGCUUUGAUCCUACAAAUUCGUUUCAUGCAACACAUAAUCAUAGCCACAGGCCUUACUUCUUCACUACUAGCUUCUCCUCAUCAUCAAACAAUUCUUCUACCAUUUGUACUACUGGAGACGAUUCUACAAAAGAAAGUAUGAGAAAGUCUGAGCCUAAAACCGUUGCUGGCCCAGCUGGUUACGUUCUUGAAGAUGUUCCUCAUUUCACAGAUUACAUAUCUGAUCUCCCAACAUACCCCAACCCAUUACAAGACAAUCCUGCCUAUUCAGUUGUGAAGCAGUAUUUCGUUAACGCAGAUGAUACUGUAGCUCAAAAGAUUGUUGUACAAAAAGAGAGCCCAAGAGGAACACACUUCAGACGAGCAGGCCCUCGUCAAAAGGUGUACUUUGACUCAGAUGAAGUGCAUGCAUGUAUUGUAACCUGCGGGGGUCUAUGUCCUGGUUUGAACACAGUGAUUAGGGAAUUAGUUUGUGGCUUGCAUGAUAUGUAUGGUGUCAACAGAAUUCUUGGGAUAGAGGGAGGAUACAAGGGCUUUUAUGCUAGGAAUACAAUUCUCCUGACUCCAAAGGUUGUAAAUGAUAUCCAUAAACGUGGGGGCACCAUUCUUGGAACAUCAAGAGGAGGGUAUGAUACCUCGAAGAUAGUUGACAGCAUUCAGGACCGAGGCAUCAAUCAGGUUUACAUAAUUGGAGGAGAUGGAACUCAGAGGGGGGCUUCGGUGAUUUUUGAGGAAAUCAGAAGACGAGGCCUCAAAGUUGCUGUGGUUGGGAUUCCAAAGACCAUUGAUAAUGACAUUCCGGUUAUAGACAAGUCCUUUGGUUUCGAUACUGCGGUUGAGGAGGCUCAGCGAGCAAUUAAUGCUGCACAUGUUGAAGCAGAGAGCUUUGAGAAUGGCAUUGGUGUUGUCAAGUUAAUGGGCCGGUAUAGUGGAUUUAUAGCAAUGUUUGCAACUCUUGCUAGCAGAGAUGUAGACUGUUGCUUGAUUCCAGAAUCACCCUUCUACCUUGAGGGCCCUGGUGGACUGUUUGAAUACAUCAGAAAAAGACUGAAAGAACAUGCUCACAUGGUUAUUGUGAUUGCUGAAGGCGCCGGACAAGAGCUUCUUUCAGAAAGUAUGCGAACCAUGGACAAGCAGGAUGCUUCAGGAAACAGGCUACUCCAAGAUGUUGGUCUGUGGAUUUCCCAAAAGAUUAAGGAUCACUUUUCACAAGACCAAAAGAUGAAUAUCACUCUCAAAUACAUUGAUCCUACUUACAUGAUCCGUGCGGUUCCAAGCAAUGCAUCUGAUAAUGUCUACUGCACCCUACUAGCUCACAGUGCCAUUCACGGUGCGAUGGCAGGAUAUACAGGGUUCACAGUGGGACCUGUCAAUGGAAGACACUCUCACAUACCAUUUCAUAGGGUGAAUGAGAGAAGGAACAAGGUUGUGAUUACAGAUAGAAUGUGGGCAAGGCUUCUUUCUUCAACAAAUCAACCGAGCUUUCUGGAUCCUAUGCAUGUCAUUGAGGACAAAUUAGAGGAAGAACCUGAGAGCCCAUUACUAGAUGGGGAGAAUCACGCAGAUACAACGACAGCUGAGUAAAAUGGACAACAGCACUACAUGCCAAUUUGAGAGCUUUGAUUUGGACGAUCCAAUUUCUAAAGCAUACUUUUCUUCCUCUCGAACCAGUUUUUACAUGUACCAAGGUUUCAAUGUUAGACAAAACAUAUGAAAUGUCAUGGUUCAGAAAAGAAGAGGCUUCAAUAUAUAACAUAUGAAUAACGUACGAGCCUCUAAAAAAAAUGGAAUCAAUUCUUGUCAACAGAAUGGAAAUUUAUCUCGAAAUAGUUAUAUUCUUCUUCAA